Molecule: messenger RNA, 746 nt
Organism: Cloeon dipterum
Lineage: Eukaryota; Metazoa; Arthropoda; Insecta; Ephemeroptera; Baetidae
Exons: 6
Coding region: 12-716 (234 amino acids)
Source: RefSeq, a predicted model, not a curated record
AGACGCCUACGAUGAUUGUCCUUCUCGCCCUCGUCCUCUCUUUCAUCGCUGGAGGUGAAGUUGCUGUAACACCAGUGGAUCCAUCCGCUUAUCCUUAUGUCGUGAAAGUGGAUUUUCUUGGUAUUCCUGAAUAUAUAACCGAACCUGCACUGAUGGUUAGCGCUCGCUAUAUUCUGGCUUCAAAAACCGCAGACACCGAACCAGCAGCUUUGAAAAUCACCGACCAGGCGGGCAAGGUUCGGUCUGUGUUCAAAGUUACGCCGAUUUUGGACGGGGUCUUCACCUACACAUAUCUGAAGGUUUGCGACAAAUUCAACGGGAGGACGUAUCCCAUGACGGCAUCCAGUUACAACGAUUUGUCCUCAGACGUUCCAAACUCUGAAAUGCUUUUCUACUACAAUAACUCGCACGUGCUUCAAAAAGUUCCCGCCACGGUGAUGAGCACUGCCAACUGCACCAUCUCAUCUGGGGGGUCCAUCAACGAAACAGGAAUUUGCGUCUACCAGGACACCACUCCGGGUUUUUGCUCAUUCUUAUCAAACUCAUCCGACAUUAUGCGUUGGCCGUUGCUCUCAAUCAAUGGCCAACCUCAAGGAUUUUUAGAAUACUACGGUUGCGAUGCUACCAUGACCGUCACGGAUGAUUUUGAUUUCAACAACAUCGGCUACUACCGUUCGGAUAUCAUCGAUGUCAUCCCCUUGGUGACCAUCAAAUAGACUCCAAUGGAAAAUUCCCGCAAUAAAGAA